Molecule: messenger RNA, 354 nt
Organism: Oreochromis aureus
Lineage: Eukaryota; Metazoa; Chordata; Actinopteri; Cichliformes; Cichlidae
Product: heat shock protein beta-7-like
Exons: 3
Coding region: 7-354 (115 amino acids)
Cellular component (GO): nucleus; cytoplasm
Source: RefSeq, a predicted model, not a curated record
UUUACUAUGGAGAAAAGUGGGAGCAAUUUCUCUGAGGAUUCAGGAUCCCUAAAUCAGCACAGCACCAGAGAACACAAAUUUACAGAUCAUUUACAGCCUACGGGAAAGGUGCAGAUCACUGGAGACAUUUUUCAGUUCACUCUUGAUGUGAGUGAAUUUUCUCCAGAGGAUGUCAUCAUUACAUCCUCCAACAACCUAAUAGAGGUGCAUGCAGAGAAGCUGGGUGAAGAUGGCACAGUCACAAAUACUUUUUCCCACCAGUGCAAACUGCCAUCUGAUGUGGACCCCAUAUCUGUGAGCAUGUCCAUGGCGAGCAGUGGGCUCCUGACUGUCAGGGCUCACAGAGUGUGUUAG